AUGCUUCUAGAUGACUGUUAUUACCAAGGACACAUCAUUAAUGAAAAAGUUUCUGAAGCUAGCAUCAGCACAUGUAGGGGUCUAAGGGGCUACUUCAGUCAGGGAGAUGAAAAGUACUUCAUUAAACCUUUAAGCCCCACAUAUCAGGAUGAACAGGAACAUGCACUCUUCAAGCACGAUCUUGAAGAAAAGAAGAGUGACAGCACCUGUGGGAUGGAUGACAUAUCAUGGCCACAUGGAUCUCGGCAGAAUAUAGCCCCACCUGCCACCAGUCUGGUUAAAUCGAAAGAUCGGAAGGUUUGGGAACAUAAGAAAUAUAUAGAAUAUUAUUUGGUCCUGGAUAAUGGUGAGUUUAAAAAAUACAAUCAAGAUACAGAGGAAAUAAGAAAGAGAAUGUUUGAGAUGGCCAAUUAUGUCAACAUGCUUUAUAAAAAGCUCAAUACUCAUGUGGCCUUAGUUGGGAUGGAAAUCUGGAAUGACAAAGAUAAGAUAAAGAUAACACCAAAUGCAAGCUUUACCUUGGAAAACUUUUCUCAAUGGAGGGGGAGUGUCCUCCCAAGGCGAAAGCGUCAUGAUAUCGCUCAGUUAAUCACGGCAACAGAAUUUUCUGGAACAACUGUCGGUCUUGCUUUCAUGAAUACAAUGUGCUCUCCUUAUCAUUCUGUUGGCAUUGUUCAGGAUCACAGUGACAAUGUGCUUAGAAUUGCAGGAACAGUGGCUCAUGAAAUGGGCCAUAACUUUGGAAUGUUCCAUGACUCCUAUGUUUGCAAGUGCCCUUCUACAAUAUGUGUGAUGGACAAAGCACUAAGCUUUUAUAUACCUACGGAUUUCAGUUCCUGCAGCCGUGUCAGCUAUGACAAGUUUUUUGAAGAUAAAUUAUCAAAUUGCCUCUUUAAUGCUCCAUUGCCUACAGAUAUCAUAUCCACCCCGGUCUGUGGGAACCAGUUGGUAGAAAUGGGAGAAGACUGUGAUUGUGGGACUUCCGAGGAAUGUACCAACAUUUGCUGUGAUGCUAAAACAUGUAAAAUCAAAGCAGGUCUUCAAUGUGCUUUAGGAGAAUGCUGUGAAAAGUGCCAGCUUAAAAAGGCUGGUACGGUGUGCAGACCAGCAAAAGAUGAGUGUGACCUGUCAGAAAUGUGUGAUGGUAAAUCUGGUAUUUGCCCUGAUGAUCGAUUCCGAAUCAAUGGCUUCCCAUGCCAGAAUGGGAAGGGUUACUGCUUGAUGGGGAUGUGCCCUACACUGCAGGAGCAGUGCAUGGAGAUGUGGGGACCAGGAACCGAGGUUGCAGAUAAAUCAUGUUACAGCAAGAAUGAAGGUGGGUCAAAGUACGGGUACUGUCGCAAAGUGAACAACACACACUUGCCUUGUAAAGCAAAUGAUAUCACGUGUGGGAAGUUGUUCUGUCAAGGUGGGUCAAACAAUUUGCCCUGGAAAGGACGCAUAGUAACUUUCCUGACAUGUAAAACAUUUGAUCCUGAAGAAAGCAGUCAAGAAAUAGGCAUGGUAGCCAACGGAACAAAGUGUGGAAACAAGAAGGUUUGCAUUAAUGCAGAAUGUGUGGAUAUCGAGAGAGCCUACAAAUCAACCAAUUGUUCAUCUAAGUGCAAAGGACAUGCUGUGUGUGACCAUGAGCUCCAGUGUCAGUGUAAAGAAGGCUGGGCCCCUCCCGACUGCGAUGACUCCUCAGAGGUCUUCCACUUCUCCAUUGUGGUUGGGGUGCUGUUCCCUGUGGCAAUCAUAUUUGUGGUGGUUGCUAUAGUAAUCAAGCACCAAAGCAUCAGAGGGAAACAGAAGAAAGUCCAGAGGUCACUAUCUACCACUGGCAUCAGACCACAUCGACAGAAGAAGAAACCACAGACGGUGAAGGCUGUUCAACCCCAAGAGAUCAGUCAGAUGAAGCUUCACGCACCUGAUCUGCCAGUAGAGGGCAGUGAGCCUCCAGCUUCUUUUCUAAUUACAAAGCCAGAUUUUCCACCACCACCAAUUCCUACAUCUCUAUCAUCUUCCUCUUUCCUUCAUAAAGACUCAAAAGUAUUUCUUUCUACUGCUUUUAAGGAUAAGCCAAUGUCUACACCUAAGGACUCCAAUCCAAAUGUCUGAAGCAACAGCUAAGCAAAGAUUGGUGGGUAAAUGAUCAACUUGGAAGACUGGACAAUCUGGAUGGAAGAAAAAUAUACAAACUUUCUCAUUGCUAUUGGUCUUGAUACCCAAAGAGGUCAACAUUUCUUGAUUCGUGUUACAUUUUGAAAGAUAAACAAAAAUUUUCAAGAGAUACACAUUCUUGAGAAUCUUUGUCUGAAUUUAAAUUUCUAUUCUCCCUACUCAGGAGAAGGAAGAUGACUCUAAAGAUACAGCUAUGAAGCUGAAAUCUCAAAUUAAGUGACUUUUUUAGACACUCCCCCCCCUUUUUUUUUUUUACUGUAAUGUUGACUAAUAGUUGUUCAAAUAUUUUGAAUGCCUUACUUUUCUCAUUUGGUAGGAAUUAAUUUACUCUCUAAUCAAAAUAAAAUAAAACAAUAAAACAAAACAAAAACACAAGAAAUCACAGGAAAGUGGGACAGAUGAGAGGAAAUUAUACAUUCAUCAUUAGAAAACUAACAACAACUUGAUUGUUUUAACUAUUAGCCUGUUAAAAUAGAGCCCUCAGUAAGAAUAUUAUAUAAACAUUUUUGACUUAUAUAAUAUCUCUUUCCUACACUAUCUUCUUUAAUCCUUAUUAGCUGUGCUAUUUGAGGUUUACUACAAUGGAAUAAAAUUUAUUAUUAAUUAAAAUUUUUUGUUAGAAAUUUGUGAAAUUCAGUUACUGGUAAGGCUAAAGUGAAU
Pteropus alecto (black flying fox) is the source of this 2823-nucleotide messenger RNA. RefSeq names its product ADAM metallopeptidase domain 28 (gene ADAM28). NCBI's taxonomy places the organism in Eukaryota, Metazoa, Chordata, Mammalia, Chiroptera, Pteropodidae. Gene Ontology annotation, cellular component: plasma membrane. Bases 1 to 2100 code for a protein of 699 amino acids. Gene Ontology annotation, biological process: proteolysis. Gene Ontology annotation, molecular function: metalloendopeptidase activity. The record is from RefSeq and is a predicted model, not a curated record. The transcript has 21 exons.